AUGUAUUCCCUCCAUUUACUAUACUUUUGUUGUAUAAUAUGUUUUGCUUUCGCUUUCGUAAAUGUACUGGAUACUAAUGUGAUUCCAAUUCAUUACAAUUUAUUAUUGUAUGCUAAUAUGACGAGUUUCGAAACACAAGGUAUUGUUAAAAUUGACGUGAUCGUUAAUAAUCCAGCCAUAAACGUCAUUAGAAUUAAUUCAUAUAAACUGGGUAUAUUAGGUGCAUCUUUAGAAGGAAUUAAAUCAACCUCUAUUAAAAUCAAUGAUGAGCAACAAUUUAUAGAUAUCGAAUUUCCAUCAGAUACUAUAAGCCCAAUUAAAAAAUUGUUAAAAAGUAAGUCUGUACUUGAGAUCAUAUUUCAAGGGAAAUUGAGUGAUGAUAUGUUAGGAUUCUAUCGUGCACAAUACAAAGACAAAAAUACAAAUACGAGUGAGAUUAUUGCAACAACACAUAUGGAGCCAAUAUAUGCAAGAAGGGCUUUCCCAUGCUUCGAUGAACCAAAAUUGAAGGCGACAUAUUCUAUCACUUUAUUAUCGGACCCAGCAUACACACACCUAUCAAAUAUGGAUGUGAAAGAGAGUUUCAUGAUGGAAAAUGGCUUAAAAGUUACCAAAUUUAAUAGAUCACCAAAAAUGUCAAGUUACUUAGUAGCGUUUGUUGUAGCAAAAUUGGAAUAUAUAGAGACGAAUAAUUUUAGAGUUCCUGUAAGAGUAUAUACGAUUCCAGGGCAUAAAGAAGAAGGGAAAUAUGCUGCUACACUAGCUGCAGAGACAUUGAAGUUUUUCGAAAAUGUAUUGAAGAUCAGAUAUCCACUGCCAAAACUUGAUAACAUUGCAAUUCCCGAGUUUUCUGCUGGUGCAAUGGAGAAUUGGGGUCUGAUCACAUAUAGAACAUCUGAUCUAUUACUUGAUAAGAAUUCAUCGACUUUGAAAAAGAUACAAAGAGUUACUGAAGUUAUACAACAUGAAGUGGCACACCAAUGGUUUGGAAAUUUAGUUACCAUGCAAGAAUGGGGUCAAUUGUGGUUGAAUGAAGGGUUUGCUACAUGGAUGUCACAUUUUGCAAUGAGUAAGUUUUAUCCAUUUUGGAAUGUUGAAGAACGAUCAAUAAGCGAAACGCUACGAGCUGCUUUCUCUCUUGAUAUGUUAGCCUCAUCACAUCCAAUUGAAGUUAAUAUUGACAAUGAAAGUGACAUACAACAAAUAUUCGAUGCAAUUUCAUAUUCAAAAGGCUCUUCUUUGUUAAAAAUGAUUUCUGAUAAGAUAGGUGAAACUGCUUUCAUUACUGGAAUCUCAUAUUAUUUGAAAAAUAAUAUGUACAAGACUACAAACACAUCAACCUUGUUCAAAUAUUUAUCGUUUGCAGCAAAUGAAGAUAUCUCUUAUAUCAGAGAAUGGACCACCAAACCAGGGUUUCCACUCAUAUCUGUAGUAGAAAAUAAGGAUAAUAUCAUUUUAACUCAAUCUAAAUUCUUAGCAACUACUAAUACCACAAUAUCUACAAAUGACAUAUUAUACCCAAUUCCUGUUCAAAUAUUAACGAAAGAUGGAGAAAGGAAUAUCACAAUGAAAGAGCAAUCAAUGAAGAUUGAGUUAAAUUUGGAACGCUUCAUAAAGAUUAAUUAUAAUGGAUCUGGAUUUUAUGUCACAAAGUAUUCCGAAGAACGAUUAAAUAAAUUAUUUUCUAUGAUUAACAUUCUAUCUGUCAGUGAUCAACUUUCAUUGCUAAAUGACAUUUAUUUUUUGACUGUCAGUGGUUCCUUAUCUACUGAUAAAUUAAUUAAUUAUUUACAGUAUUUGAAGUCAUCUAACUCAUAUUUGAUAUGGGAAAUGAUAUAUAAAAUUGUAAUAUCUGUUAAAGAGGUGUAUAAAUUUGAUUACCAUAUCACAAAUUUACUUGAUAAAUUUGUGAUCUCCAUGGCAGCUCAAAAAUUCUAUUUCUUAGGGUGGGAGAUCAGUAAAGAUGAUUCACAGGAUGUCAAACAAUUGAAAAUUAUAUUAUUCAUACUUUUGAACAAUGCUAAUGACCCAAUUAUCGAAGUUGUGUCUAAAGAGCUUUAUUUAAAUUAUAAAGCAAAUAUAACUGCUAAGAUCCCCAAGGCUUAUAUAACAACUCUUUUUGAACAAUGUGGAAAACGAGGAGAUAUUGAAGACUAUGAAUUUUUAUUAAAAGUGUAUAAAGAUUCAGAUGAUUUGAACAUACAACAGUCUGCUCUAAUGAGUCUAGGUUACUUUAAAGAAAGUGAUCUACUUCAUAAAACCAUAUCUAUGUUACUAACUGAUGAUGUUUUAAAGCAAGACAUUCAUAUAUUGAUGUCUGGGAUUAGAUCAAGUCCAGAAGGAACUUACCAAUUAUGGGAAUGGUUAAAACUAAAUUGGGUAGAUAUUUUAAAAAGAUAUCCAGUUGGUUCUUCCUCACUAGGAUCAAUUGUAAAACUCUGUACAAUAGGCUUCGUAUCACAAGAGCAAUACAGUCAAAUCAAAUAUUUCUUCAAAGAUAAAUCUGUAAUCACUUAUAGUAAACUGUUAGAUCAAUCUUUGGAAAUGAUAAUAAUAAAAUCGACAUGGAGAGAUAGAGAUUUCAUGCGUCUGAGUAAUUAUUUAAAUAAUACAAAUAAUAUUCACUAA
Tetrapisispora phaffii CBS 4417 is the source of this 2628-nucleotide messenger RNA. RefSeq names its product arginine/alanine aminopeptidase (gene AAP1). The record is from RefSeq and is a predicted model, not a curated record. Gene Ontology annotation, biological process: peptide catabolic process; proteolysis. Lineage: Eukaryota; Fungi; Ascomycota; Saccharomycetes; Saccharomycetales; Saccharomycetaceae. Gene Ontology annotation, cellular component: cytoplasm. The coding region runs from base 1 to 2628 and encodes 875 amino acids. The transcript has 2 exons. Gene Ontology annotation, molecular function: metalloaminopeptidase activity; zinc ion binding; peptide binding.